Molecule: messenger RNA, 1347 nt
Organism: Pelobates fuscus (common spadefoot toad)
Lineage: Eukaryota; Metazoa; Chordata; Amphibia; Anura; Pelobatidae
Product: aldo-keto reductase family 1 member C1-like
Exons: 9
Coding region: 32-1195 (387 amino acids)
Biological process (GO): steroid metabolic process
Cellular component (GO): cytosol
Molecular function (GO): aldose reductase (NADPH) activity; steroid dehydrogenase activity; ketosteroid monooxygenase activity
Source: RefSeq, a predicted model, not a curated record
GUUGCAUACGCUCUUUUCUUCUUUGUAAGGAAUGUUUUCUUCGAUUACACUCACACCUUACAAAGAAAUUUGUAAUUUAACCCACCCGUGCCCAGCACUGCACCAUAAACUCCCUCCCUCCCUCUUUUGUCCCUCUUUUGUCACACCUCCUGCACUAUAUAUACACAAUAUAUACUUCCCAACAGUCACUUUCAAGUGCAAACACUCUUCUAAAGCGAUGGCAUCCAACUCUAUCUUUCGACUCCAGCUGAAUGAUGGAAACAAGAUUCCAAUUAUAGGCUUUGGUACCUACGCUCCAGAAUAUAUUCCAGUAGCUGAAAGCGAGGUGGCCACAAAGAUUGCUAUUGAAGCCGGUUUCCGUCACAUUGAUGGGGCAUACUUAUACAUCAAUGAGAAAGAGGUAGGGCAGGCGAUUCAAGAAAAGAUUAAAGAUGGAACCGUAAAAAGAGAAGACUUGUUCUACACUGGGAAGUUGUGGUCGACUUUUCAUACUCCAGAUUUGAUUCAAUCACAUCUAAAACAGUCCCUUGAGACUCUCCAACUAGAAUACAUGGAUCUCUACCUCAUCCACUGUCCCAUUAGCUUAAGGCCUGGUGCAGAUCUUAUUCCUAUGGAUGAAAAUGGGAAAGUUCUAUUUGACACAAGUACAGAUCUGUGUGCAAUUUGGGAAGCUCUAGAGCAGUGUAAAGAUAAUGGUCUGGUAAAGUCUAUUGGAGUUUCUAACUUUAAUCGCAGACAACUGGAGCUGAUUCUCAACAAGCCAGGACUGAAGUACAAGCCGGUCUGUAAUCAGGUGGAAUGUCACCCAUACAUCAACCAGAGCAAACUGCUAGAAUUCUGCAAGUCACAUGACAUCCUGCUGGCUGGUUACAGUGUCCUGGGUUCACACAGACACAAGGACUGGGUAGAUCAGAACUCUCCGGUGCUACUUGAAGACCCAGUACUGGUAUCAAUAGCAAAAAAGUACAACAAGACCCCAGCUCAUGUUGCUCUCCGCUACCAAAUCCAGAGAGGGGUUAUAGUAAUUUCAAAAAGUUAUAAUCCAGAGCGAAUUAAAGAUAACAUCAAGGUCUUUGAUUUCGAGCUAUCCACAGAAGAUAUGAAGGCAAUUGAUGGACUCAAUCGAAAUUUGCGAUACUUGGAAAUGCCAGUGUUUGGAUCGCAUCCCCAGUAUCCAUUCGUUGACGAAUACUAAAUACUAAACACAAAUUGUAAUAUAUGAUAUUGAAAUGAUAUUGAAAUAAGUCAUAAUCGUUGGUGCUGGAAAGGACAACAAUGCUAUUCUAUUCAAUUUGGAUAUAUAUUUUUUUAAUUCAAAAAUCGUUUUAAUAAAUGUCUUAGUAAUCA